This is a messenger RNA of Physcomitrium patens, 1938 nucleotides long. RefSeq lists its product as uncharacterized. The record is from RefSeq and is a predicted model, not a curated record. Gene Ontology annotation, molecular function: oxidoreductase activity. Lineage: Eukaryota; Viridiplantae; Streptophyta; Bryopsida; Funariales; Funariaceae.
ACAUUUGUCGAUACAUGGAUGCUCCAUUCUUCGACACUGGCUUCUUCGCCUCCCUCCCCUUUGCUUGCUUGCUCGCUCCCAUGCCAUUGCUCUCUCACCCAUUCGUCGCAUGCAUUCGGACCAUGUGAAUUCCCCCACCCCUGUACUUAUCCCUGCUCGCACUCAUCAGUUGAUUCCAGAGGGACCGAAAUCGCAAGACACUGGCAGCUGGAAAGAGUCGAUAGUUUUUCUUUCUAAGAUCCGGAGCAGUAGUUGUUUUGUCUAAUUUCUGGAGUUGGGGUUUUGUUGGAUUGCUGGGAUUCGUCUCUUUUGAAGCGAAGGGUAUUAGGGUUGUGGAGUUCAACAGCGGCUGUCGUGGUUUCAGUGCUAUGCGGAGGAAAUUUAUUAGAAUUUGUGUGGAGAUUGCGCCUGAUUACAGCAGUACCACCGUUCAAAGACAUUGUACUGGAGAGCUACGAGUGACAGAUUCAGUGAAGAAGGCUGGAGAGUGAAUUCGAGAGUAGGGAAAGAUGAGCAGGAGGUAGACAGAGGGGAAUGCAGAGGGGGGUUGGUUUGGAAAGCGGAGUGGAGCAGAAUGUCGGAGGUCUUGUUUCUCGCGCUUAGGCGUUGGGGAGCUUCAGCGAAAUCUGACAUUCGUACUCUGACGACAUGCAGAGCGGUAGUCUUGCCUCGAUUUGGAGGCCCCGAGGUUCUUCAAGUGCGGGAUGAUUCCAUACUUCCAGACCUGGGCGCAUCUGAUGUGCUGGUGCGUACACAUGCAGUGGGCGUCAAUCCAUUGGAUAUGCGGAUGAGGGAAGGGUACGGGCGGUCAUUGUUUGAGCCACUUUUGCCACUAGUUCUCGGCCGGGAUGUUAGUGGAGAGGUUACGGCGGUUGGGAGCAAUGUGAGACAGCUUCUUGUAGGGGAUCAGGUGUUUGGAGCAUUACAUCCAACUGCAACACGUGGAACCUACAGUGAUUACGCAAUUCUCGGGGAAGAACAACUGGCCCCGAAGCCUGAGUCACUUUCUCACACUGACGCUGCUGCUAUUCCAUUCGCCUCACUCACCGCCUGGAGAGCUUUAAGAAGCACUGCAAAGAUUCAGAAGGGGCAGAAAGUCCUGAUCAUGGGAGGUGGAGGUGCUGUUGGCCUUGCUGCGAUUGCUUUGGCCAAAGCUGCAGGGUGCUAUGUUGCCUGCACAUGUGGCAAGAGGAGUAUGGAGAAAGUAAAGGAGGCAGGGGCUGAGGAAGCUGUUGAUUACACUUCUCCUAAUGUGAAAGGUGAAUUUCAAGACAGGUUUGAUGUUGUGCUGGACACAAUUGGUGUGCCCGAGACUGAGACCACUGGCAUCAGCCUUCUGCUACGGGGUGGACAGUACAUGACUCUGCAGGGGCAAACAGUAACCUUCACAGAUAAAUAUGGCCUCAUAGUAGGGGGUGCUGCUGCAGCAGUUGCAUUGCUUCAGAAGCAGAUGCAGUACAAACAAUCACAUGGAAUUGACUACUGGUGGCCCAUUAUGCGAACAGAUGCCGAGGGCCUGGAGGAGAUAUGUAGACUGGCAUCAGAUGGGCGACUUAAAAUUCCUGUGGGUCUGACUUUUCCAUUGGAGAUGGCAGCAGAAGCGCAUCGAGCAAGGGAUAGCAAGAAUGCUGGUGGUAAAGUUGUUCUAAAAGUUGAUGUUUAGGUGAACGUGCAGUAUUGAAGUACUAUACAGACAUCAUAUCUAUAGGACUAUGUAGUUUGUUAACCUUCAAUAUGUGAUUCUGCAAUAGAAUGGAACCAUCACUUUAAUGAGUGCCUUCUCUUGAUUUAAAUGGUAUUAUUGAGACUCAGGAUCUGGGGAAAGCCCACGACCUUUCGUAGGUGGUCAUAUAUAAUCUGAGAUGUGGCAGGUGUAGACAGACCGUUGGUGAGACUUGCAUUUAUGUACAAAUUGCAUCUUUUUUUACUUUUUUCAUC